UUUAUAGUUGUCAGAAAUUUUUCGUUUGUGUUUGCAUCAAAAUUGAACGUUUUAGAUUUUGUUGUGUUUUUUUAAAAACAUUCUAAUCAAAAUGUGUAGUCCAACCAUUCUAGCACAGAUGAAAAAUAUUAUCUGUGAAAUAGAUGACUGUUGUAAACCGUGCUGUCCUUGCCCCUGUCCUCCUCCCGCGUGUUGUCCUCCAGCUUGCGCCCCGUGUAAUCCUGCCGACUGUAAUCCUUUGUGCUUUCCUCCUUAUGCGCAAGUGUAUCUCGGUUGCUGUCCACUUCCAGGACCUCUUCCUUACAGGCCGGAACCUCUUAGACCGUUACAACUUCCCGGACCGCCGAAACCUCCGGGAAUGACACCUGACGAAAAAAUAGAUCUACGAUAUGAUAACUUUUAUAACGGAUACAAUUUGGAUUGGCGAAAUCCGACAUUUGAUUUUAUACCGAAACCAGAUCCUAAUAGGGCUUGUGGUCAAGUAGUAGACGGGAAGAGUCCGAUUUGCAAUGACCCCGUCGUGCUUGCACAGAGAAGGAAAUGUAAGCAACCGGAAGACAAACCUGGCUGUCCACGAGGCUAUCAGCCGUGUAUGAUGAAAUUGAAGCCUCCGAAAGGUUGUGAUCCUUGUGGCAUUUGGAUUGCUGAAUUACCUCCAUGUCCGAAAAAAGGGAGGUGUUGUAACUAAAAUUGUUAUUUCAAUAUAUUUUUUUUAAUGUUUCGUCAACAGAAAGGUUAAUGGUUUCUGAUAUUGUGGAAAAUUUGAAAAUGCUUUUUUUAUUAGAAUAGUGAUUGUAAUUUAUUUCUGCUUUACAAUAAAGCAGAUUGCUUAAUAAACUGUAUCUUAUCUUUUUAGAAGAUAAAAUAUUUUCUCUGA
Molecule: messenger RNA, 877 nt
Organism: Agrilus planipennis (emerald ash borer)
Lineage: Eukaryota; Metazoa; Arthropoda; Insecta; Coleoptera; Buprestidae
Product: protein PYRICULARIA ORYZAE RESISTANCE 21-like
Exons: 1
Coding region: 92-688 (198 amino acids)
Source: RefSeq, a predicted model, not a curated record